GGGCCUAUCAACACAUGUAGAAAAAAAGGGACCAAUUACCAGGUCCACAAAACCUGCUAGCAGACAAUAAUGGCGUGGUCCUGGAGGGGGGUCCCUGGAAGCUCCAAGCCAGGCGUCUGCGCUCGGUCCCGAACCCAUUGAGCGGGCUUUAAAGCGCCCUGAAGAAGCCAUCGUCGUUCAUCCACAUUCAAUCAUCAUCCGGAUACCACCGAGACGAAUGACCUGUUACACACCGAUUCAUUGUUCCAGAGCUUCGGCUUCAGUAUCGCCGCUGCCGAGAUAUCCCAGCGCGGAGGUCCCGGGAUACAAUGUCAAGGCCUACCCGGCACAAGCCAACCCAACAAACAUACCGGCAAUUCCCAACACCUACAUCAGGGAUCCAGUUCACAUUGCCUUUAAUAUUCCUAAUCAGCCUCCCACUGAUGAGGACCCCCAACUGCUUUCCACCGCAGUUCAGCCUGAGAUAAGGGGAGCACCACCUCAACCCAUCAACUGAAUCAUGUAAUUGCACUAAGCCUCUUUGGGCGGCCAAAAGGGUGUCCUCUAAGAUUAUGGGGGGUCACUACAAAGGCUUCCAAAAUCUAAGGCUUCUAAAACUCCAUGAAUUUAACAUUCCUUAGUACAUAGUCACUAAGAUAUCUA
This is a messenger RNA of Aspergillus sclerotioniger CBS 115572, 642 nucleotides long. RefSeq lists its product as uncharacterized. NCBI's taxonomy places the organism in Eukaryota, Fungi, Ascomycota, Eurotiomycetes, Eurotiales, Aspergillaceae. Bases 218 to 496 code for a protein of 92 amino acids. The transcript is spliced from 2 exons. The record is from RefSeq and is a predicted model, not a curated record.